Penicillium lagena is the source of this 636-nucleotide messenger RNA. RefSeq lists its product as uncharacterized. NCBI's taxonomy places the organism in Eukaryota, Fungi, Ascomycota, Eurotiomycetes, Eurotiales, Aspergillaceae. The record is from RefSeq and is a predicted model, not a curated record. The transcript has 3 exons. The coding region runs from base 1 to 636 and encodes 211 amino acids.
AUGGUUUUGAUCUCAUCCAAAACCCUCAUCCAGGCACAUGCCGUGCUCCUGCUAGUCAUCGCGGGUUACCUCGUCAAGAACCCGGAGACGAUCACCGACUCCGACCUAGUGUUUAUGCUAGGCGAGAGCCUGAACAUUAACUUCCCCUCAAUGUCCAGCUCCCAAAAGACCAACCCCUUCACCUUCUGCGCCGUGCUGCUCUUCGCCGAGGCCCUCAUCGACUUGGUCCUCCUAUCCAACAUCCCCUUCCACGAAGCCCUCGACGAGGCCCUACCGUUCAUCCGUCCCCUGCGAAACGGCAAUCUCCCCGCGGAGGAUCUCCGCGUUUUGGAAACGCUACCCGAGUACAUCACCAAGUCCUUGACGGUCUAUUGGAACGUCUGGGUUGCCAUUUCCGGCUGUCGGUUCCUGGUGUACGGCGCCCUUGCGUUCUUUGUUUACUAUGGCCGUGGCGAAUACAUGCUGUCGUCGUAUACCUCUGUAGUGGCGACGUCGGGCUUGAACCGGCUGAAGCAUCGUGUGGUUUUUUCGUUUGGGUUUAUGGAGAUGAUGACCUGGUUCUGGAUCUUCAGCACGCUCCGUGAUGAGCGACAGGAGCGAUUGACCAAGCUCCUGGAAGACGCUCGCGAGAAUUGA